This is a messenger RNA of Lepus europaeus (European hare), 651 nucleotides long. It is a transcript of the gene RSPO4, whose product is annotated as R-spondin 4. Bases 1 to 651 code for a protein of 216 amino acids. The transcript is spliced from 5 exons. Lineage: Eukaryota; Metazoa; Chordata; Mammalia; Lagomorpha; Leporidae. The record is from RefSeq and is a predicted model, not a curated record.
AUGCGGGCUCCACUUUACUGGCUGCUGCUCGUCGCCCAUGCCGUGGACAUGCUGGCCCAGACCCUAAGGAAGAAGCAAGUGGACACUGGCUUCGGCAACUGCACGGGCUGCAUCGCCUGCUCCGAGGUGAACGGCUGCUCCAGCUGCCAGCAUCGGCUCUUCCUGUUCAUCAGACGGGAGGGAAUGCGCCAGUACGGCAAGUGCCUGCACGACUGCCCACCCGGCUUCUUCGGCGUCCGCAGCCAGGACUUGAACCAGUGCAGAAAAUGUCGGUCCACGUGUGAGAACUGCUUCAGCCGGGACUUCUGCAUCCAGUGCAAAAGCAAUUUUUACCUGCACAAGGGAAAAUGCCUGUCCACCUGCCCGCCUGGCACCCUGACCCAGAAGAGCUCACAGGAGUGCAAGGAGGAGUGUGAACAUGGGUCGUGGGGCAGCUGGAGCCGCUGCACACGCAAGGGGAAGACCUGCGGCUCAGGCUGGGGCCUGAAGACGCGGGUACGAGAGGCCGGCCGGGAUGAGCAAGAGGUGACCACCUGCAAGGUGCUGACCGAAUGGAAGAAAUGUUCCAUGCAGAGGUCCUGUCCUGCAGGGAAAAGUCACCGCCCGAAGAAGGGCCGCAGAAGGCCGCGCCUGUACCUGGCCCGGAAGUGA